Scedosporium apiospermum is the source of this 1989-nucleotide messenger RNA. RefSeq names its product Molybdenum cofactor biosynthesis protein 1. Lineage: Eukaryota; Fungi; Ascomycota; Sordariomycetes; Microascales; Microascaceae. Gene Ontology annotation, biological process: Mo-molybdopterin cofactor biosynthetic process. The record is from RefSeq and is a predicted model, not a curated record. Gene Ontology annotation, molecular function: GTP 3',8'-cyclase activity; 4 iron, 4 sulfur cluster binding; cyclic pyranopterin monophosphate synthase activity. The transcript is spliced from 2 exons. Bases 1 to 1989 code for a protein of 662 amino acids.
AUGCUUCGUGGUACCAUUCACCGUUCACGGGCGAGGGUUCGCGACCAGCUCAGACCUUCCUCCAACGCCUCUGGUCCCCUCCUGUCGUGGACAUUAAAUAGGAGUCUACACCAGACCCGGACCCUUGAAAAACCCGAGCCGGCAACAGUCCCUCAGUCGAGCCAGAGUCUCCGCCGAGAAAAUCUUAAAUCCGCAAGACCCUUCUCUGACUUCUUGACUGAUUCCUUUAAUCGCCAACAUGACUAUCUCCGCAUCUCGGUUACCGAAAGGUGUAACCUCCGCUGUGUUUACUGCAUGCCCGAGGAAGGCGUCCCAUUAUCGCCCUCUCGAGAGCUUCUCACCACGCCCGAGAUCGUGCUCCUGUCUUCCGUCUUCGUUUCUCAGGGCGUAACUAAGAUCCGCUUAACUGGGGGUGAGCCGACCGUUCGUAGAGAUAUUGUCCCUCUCAUGCAUCAAAUAGGCGCUCUUAGACGCCACGGGCUUCGCGAGCUCUGCAUUACCACGAACGGUCUCUCCCUUCACCGAAAGCUCGACAGCAUGGUUGAGGCGGGUCUUACUGGGAUCAAUCUGAGCCUGGACACUCUAGACCCCUGGCAGUUCCAAAUCAUGACGCGGCGCAAAGGCUUCGAUGCCGUGAAGCGGAGCAUGGACAAGAUAUUUGAGCUGAAUCGGCACGGCGCCGAUAUCAAGUUCAAGAUUAACUGUGUUGUGAUGCGCGGCAUCAAUGACCGUGAAAUCAUGCCAUUUGUGGAUAUGACGCGAGAAAAGGAUGUCGAGGUUCGAUUCAUCGAAUACAUGCCUUUUGAUGGAAAUAAAUGGAACAAGACGAAGAUGUUGGGCUACUCGGAGAUGCUGGACAUGAUAAAGGAGAAAUAUCCCACCCUGGAAAAGGUUCGCGAUCAUCGAAAUGAUACGAGCAAGACGUGGCAUAUCCCCGGUUUCGCCGGCAGGCUUGGCUUCAUCACGAGCAUGACGCACAACUUUUGCGGCACUUGCAACCGGUUGCGUAUUACGAGUGACGGGAACCUCAAAGUCUGUCUUUUCGGAAACGCUGAAGUGUCGUUGCGUGAUAUCCUGCGGAAAAUCAACAACGGCGAGCCCAUCGAUGAGGAGGCCUUCGAUACGAUAAAGCAGGUUGUUAUGGGUCAAGGCCAGAGUCUUUCCCCAUCCGACCACGCCCCAGGUGUGCUUGUCAACCAAGAAGAGCUACUCAAUGUCAUUGGCAUGGCUGUCAAGCGCAAGAAAGCAAAGCACGCAGGUAUUGGCGAACUGGAACACAUGAAGAACCGGCCUAUGAUCCUUAUAGAUCCUACUCUUUCUCCUAGAUACCCACAACAAUCGCGUGGCUUUUUGGCGUCUCCCAUGCCACAAUCGCUCUGGGCUUCCGAUACUAUUGGAAGCUCCUUGUUCGCGGGAGAUCGGACUCUUAAUAGUUCGCGACCCUUCUCGACUACACGCUGUCUACGCCAGGAGGAGGAUAAAGAGGCACAUAUGGUAAAAGCGGCCGCUGUCAAGAAGCUGACUCACGUUUCCGAUUCGGGCUCUGCCCACAUGGUAUCCAUCACCGAGAAAGCAGUAACGUCACGCAUCGCCACGGCAGUCUGCAAGGUCAGGUUUUCGACAGAGGUAGCCCUCAAACUCAUCGAAGAAAACGGCAUGAAGAAGGGCGACGUCUUGGGCGUCGCCAGGGUGGCCGGCAUUAUGGCCUCCAAGAGAACCCCCGAUCUCAUCCCGCUCUGUCACCCUAUCCCGAUAUCGCAUGUCGCCGUAGAUCUGUCGCUGGACAAGAGCGGCAACGCGAUUGACGUCAAGGCAACGGUGUCGUGCGACGGGAAAACGGGUGUUGAGAUGGAGGCAUUGACGGCGACGUCUACGGCGGCUCUUACGAUUUACGACAUGUGCAAAGCAGUUGACAAAGGUAUGGUCAUUGAUGGUUUACGGGUCACGCUCAAGGACGGCGGAAAGAGCGGUAGAUGGGAGAUGCCUUGA